CCUUCGGGUGUCCAUGCCUCGGUGGCCGCGUCCCGCUCCACAGCGAGCGGCCUUCAAGCAGUAGCCAUGGCCGCAGUGGCCGUCCUCCGGAACGACUCUCUGCAGGCCUUCCUCCAGGACCGCACCCCCAGCGCCUCCCCGGACCUGGGCAAGCACUCGCCUCUGGCUCUGCUGGCCGCCACCUGUAGCCGGAUCGGCCAGCCCGGCGCGGCAGCGGCACCCGACUUUCUUCAGGUGCCCUACGACCCAGCUCUGGGCUCACCCUCCAGGCUUUUCCACCCGUGGACCGCCGACAUGCCUGCGCACUCGCCAGGUGCUCUGCCGCCCCCGCACCCCAGUCUGGGGCUGACGCCACAGAAAACACACCUGCAGCCGUCCUUCGGGGCCGCUCACGAGCUCCCGCUCACGCCCCCCGCGGAUCCGUCGUACCCUUACGAGUUCUCGCCGGUCAAGAUGCUGCCCUCGAGCAUGGCCGCUCUGCCUGCCAGCUGCGCGCCCGCCUACGUGCCCUACGCUGCUCAGGCCGCGUUGCCCCCGGGCUACUCCAACCUGCUGCCCCCGCCGCCACCUCCGCCUCCACCGCCCACCUGCCGCCAGUUGUCUCCUGCCCCGGCCCCAGAUGACCUCCCCUGGUGGAGUAUCCCACAGUCCGGCGCGGGGCCGGGGGGCUCUGGGGUUCCAGGGACCAGCCUCUCUAGCGCCUGUGCCGGGCCCCCCCACGCUCCUCGCUUCCCUGCUUCAGCUGCCGCUGCUGCAGCGGCUGCCGCUGCCCUGCAACGGGGCCUUGUGUUGGGCCCGUCGGACUUUGCACAGUACCAGAGCCAGAUCGCCGCGCUGUUGCAGACCAAGGCCCCCCUGGCGGCCACGGCCAGGAGGUGCCGCCGCUGCCGCUGCCCCAACUGCCAGGCGGCUGGCGGUGCCCCCGAGGCAGAGCCGGGCAAAAAGAAGCAACACGUGUGCCACGUGCCGGGUUGUGGCAAGGUAUACGGCAAGACGUCGCACCUGAAGGCGCAUCUGCGCUGGCACACGGGCGAGCGGCCCUUCGUGUGCAACUGGCUUUUCUGCGGCAAGAGCUUCACGCGCUCGGACGAGCUGCAGCGGCACCUGCGGACUCACACGGGAGAGAAGCGCUUCGCCUGUCCCGAGUGCGGCAAACGCUUCAUGCGCAGCGACCACCUUGCUAAGCACGUGAAGACCCACCAAAAUAAGAAGCUCAAAGUCGCUGAGGCCGGGGUGAAGCGGGAGAACCCGCGGGACCUAUGA
This is a messenger RNA of Acomys russatus (golden spiny mouse), 1263 nucleotides long. RefSeq names its product Sp5 transcription factor (gene Sp5). Lineage: Eukaryota; Metazoa; Chordata; Mammalia; Rodentia; Muridae. Gene Ontology annotation, biological process: regulation of transcription by RNA polymerase II. The record is from RefSeq and is a predicted model, not a curated record. Gene Ontology annotation, molecular function: RNA polymerase II cis-regulatory region sequence-specific DNA binding; DNA-binding transcription factor activity, RNA polymerase II-specific. Bases 67 to 1263 code for a protein of 398 amino acids. The transcript is spliced from 2 exons.